AAAAAAAUCAACUAGUUAUUCUAGAACGAUUUCCGACGAAGUUGCCAGGAUAAUCACAGAUUUGUUGACAACAGAGCCCGCAUAUGUGAAUAUCGUGCCACCACCCUACGACGCCUGGAAUACUUACAAGGAAAAAGUCGCGAAAUCCUCUGGUAGAGAGGACAGAACAGUGGAAUUGUCUUAUCCCAUAUUAUUACCUGGAAAGCUUACGGAUCUACUACCUAUUCCAAAAAUGAGGAAUAGAGCAGAUCUAUCAAACUGA
Acaulospora morrowiae is the source of this 262-nucleotide messenger RNA. Lineage: Eukaryota; Fungi; Glomeromycota; Glomeromycetes; Diversisporales; Acaulosporaceae. The record is from the annotation of a GenBank genome assembly.